Molecule: messenger RNA, 598 nt
Organism: Fusarium redolens
Lineage: Eukaryota; Fungi; Ascomycota; Sordariomycetes; Hypocreales; Nectriaceae
Exons: 2
Coding region: 214-468 (84 amino acids)
Source: RefSeq, a predicted model, not a curated record
CGCAAAUCCUGUCGUAUGCCAUAAUCUGUUCUUCGCUGGCAUCUGGUGACUAUCCACAAAUCUCACUCUGUAUCCUUCUGCGAUGCAUAGCAUCCUUGAGAUGAAAUAAGCCAACAUCAGCAGUGUCAUGUCCAUAUCGGCCAGUCAUGGUAUACUUCCCAGCCUAUUUUGAACUCUGAUCGGAAAAAAGACGAAGAAACAUCUUGUGGAACGAUGGUUGCAGUUGUCGGCCCGCAAUACCUAUUACUUAUUUAUUUCUACUGCCCUUCUAGGCUUGCUAAAUGCUGUCUCAGCUAUCCAGAGCCCUGCAAACUACCCUGCUACAAACCCCGGGUAUCACCCGUCAUUCUGUCACAUUCGGGAGUUCAACGAUCCAGACUGGAUUUAACGCCAGCUUGGAAUAGCCAUUACUUAAUAAUGUUUUCGGAAACUCUCAGAUGCCGGGCUAGACUACUAGCGGAGGACUAAACUGGUCGGGCUUCGACAUAACCGAGUUCAACAGUAGCACGUUGUUAUCCUACAUCAUGGCUGUUGCUGGCACGACUAUAGAUGCGGCCUUGAUCGCUCCGCAUGCACCUACUCCCACGACAUUUAUGGA